UCUUCGAACCAUUUCUAGGUUUUCUUCGGUGGCAGCACCCCAAUCCCGACCUCGAGUAAUGGUGGAUUUAUCAUCUCUCCACUCUCUCUGAGCUCUCCUCUUCCUCCUCCUCCUCGUCUGCAUGGCUUCAACUCCUCUUCCCAUCUCCAACUCCCUCGCCACGGCGGCUUCCCUCCGCCACCCUUCGCCUCUGCUCUUAAACCCUAAAUCUAGGCCUUAUCCUCAUUUGCUAAGCCCCCGUUCUUCGAAAGGUGUCGCCUUUACUCGUGUCCCCACUCGAAAACCCUCCUCUUUUGGAGUUCCAUAUCGGUUUUCUUCUAGAAGGGGUCUAGGGUUUGUUCCCUUCUUUGGGAAUAAUGGAGGAGGGGAGUCCUCCGAGGGUGAGGUUGUGGAUGAGGCCGAUGCAGCAAGGGGGCAGAGCACGUUGCCGGAGAGGUUCCGGUACCUGACUAAGGAGGUUCCCGAUCGACCUGUGAGGUGGCCAUGGAUAAUUGCCCUGGGCUUCCUUGUUUAUGCUUGGCGAACUGUUUUAUGGGAACUCGGCAAUUGGAAGAAAGCGACACUGGCCGUCAUAAGUUUCUUUUCGUACCUAUCCAAAUUUGUUCUAGCCUUUAUAUUUCGUUUUAUCGGUGACCCGCUAACCGGUCUCAUUCGAUGUGUUGAGUUCACUCUCUACUCUCUUCGAUACAUCUACUCCAGCAUUGUUGCAUUUGCUCCUGUUCCAGAACUCACCAGGAUUAUUCUAUUCUCGUCGGCUGUAUUGGCUAUUGCCGAAGCUACAGUUCCCGAAUCAGUAGAGAGACAACAGUUUAUCCUCUCGCUAUCAGGGCUUAUUGCAUUUGGCGCCGUGAGUGGGUACAUUCUGGAGAUUUUCUUUUGGUUCUUUCUCUGCAGUUUCUUCUUGUAUUCUUACUUCUUCCGGAAGAGAGAUGCUGUUUCAGCUGCCUUACCGUCUGCUGCCGUCUUGGUAGCUGUUGGCGAACCUUGGGUGAGAAUUCUAGUGUUUUGUUUAUACCUGUCUCUUGCUAUUUUUCAGUAUUCGAAGUCAUCAGAAAUUCAGAGGACGGAAGUUUCCGGAAGUGUCAGGAAACCUCCAGUGCCUCUGCAGGUUGCCGCUCUGUCUAUAGGGAUUCAUGUAGCUGCCAAGUGGAUCAGACACCGGCAUCUAACAUGGAUGAUAGCGUAAUUGGUCAAGUAGCUACAGUUUUCUGUUUGUCUUAUUGAUUGUUGUGACAUUGUAUAAAAGAAACAAAAAAAAAAAAAAUUUAAAGGCUCGUGUGGUUUUUUCCUGAUUUUGGUUAUCCAUCCAUGAAAUUGGCAUUUUAAUUCUUAAAUUUA
Messenger RNA from Ananas comosus (pineapple), 1338 nucleotides. RefSeq lists its product as uncharacterized. Lineage: Eukaryota; Viridiplantae; Streptophyta; Magnoliopsida; Poales; Bromeliaceae. The transcript is spliced from 2 exons. The record is from RefSeq and is a predicted model, not a curated record. The coding region runs from base 122 to 1186 and encodes 354 amino acids.